CCGUUCAGCCUGUGGCUAUAGCGGGGAAGAUAGCAGACAAACUUAUCUUAACUCAUUCAAACUGUCUGGGGAAGCUCGCCCUGCAAACCAUCGGGAUAUUCACCAGACAGUACGAGACAAGUUGUAUUGGAAUAACAUCCUAAAACCGAAAUCGAUGUCUUAUUUCAGGAUAAGAAUUUAAUUUUAAGACGGGAACAACGUUUUAAAACUUUUUCUAAAACUUUUUCUAGAACUUUUUAUGCUGCCACUGGAGUUAUUAUUACAUGUGGUGUGAAUAAAAUUCAAGACAACUCUCUGGACAUUACAAUACGUGCCUCCUGCGUUUUAUAAGUGUGUUUAACACUGUUUUCUAUUCUUUGCUUACUGUUUUUUGUGUACUGUAUGUGCUUAUUUGCAAACUGGAAAACAGAGACAUUCUUCUGUUGGACCGAGAGGAAAUUGGUUUUGGAUAACUCCGCAGAUUACUUUAUUGAUUCAAGAUUUUAACAGUAGUCUACAAAAGGGAACUUGAUUUUGACAUCUGUUAUUAAGGAUAGUUGAUUUGUAUUUUGUAAUUAAAUUAGAACAUUGACAACGCAGGAACGUUAUGAGUAAGUGUGUGGGAAUAAUUGGUUUGGAGUAGAACGUUUCUUUUUUAAAAAAAAAAAAAAAAAAAAAAAAAGCUUAUUCCAAAAACGAUAUUGAGCAACCAAACUGAAACGCACAAUAUUCAGGAGGAGAGAACCCAAAAGACAAGACGUUUCUUUCUUUUAAAUGUUUUUAAAUCUUGAGAAGAGCAUUUCCAACAGGUGCAGCACAUGUGCGCUACCCAGGACCAUCACAAUCUUAAUAAUUGCAAUUUCACGGUGAUUUUAUACCUCUUAACCCGAGACAGACAACAAGGAGAAGAGAAUUUGUCACAGAAAUUCAACAUUAAAAACACACACACAUACACACACUUCGCUGUGCCUCUUUUACGACUGAACCAUUGACAGAUGUUCUCUGGAUCAAUCACCGCUGCAGACAACAUGCAAAAAAACACGUUUACAUUAAGAUCUUUGGCUCAGGGGGGCAUGGACCUCAGUCUGACCCAAGGACAGUUCACCAUGACGGGGAUCCACUUGCUACUGGCAAUCGCUCUCAUCUCCUGCACUUCCCAGCUCUUCGUGGAUGCAAACUCGUGGUGGUCUUUAGCAAUGAACCCCAUUCAGAGACCCGAGAUGUACAUCAUAGGAGCGCAGCCUCUGUGCAGUCAGCUCGCGGGGCUGUCGCAGGGCCAGCGGAAGCUGUGCCAGCUGUACCAGGAUCACAUGGUAUACAUCGGCGAAGGGGCCAAGACUGGCAUCAAGGAGUGUCAGUUUCAAUUCAGACAGAGGCGGUGGAACUGCAGCACAGUGGACAACACCUCGGUCUUUGGACGGGUCAUGCAAAUAAGCAGCAGGGAAACGGCCUUCACCUACGCAGUGAGUGCGGCGGGUGUGGUGAACGCCAUCAGCAGGGCCUGCAGGGAGGGGGAGCUGUCCACCUGUGGCUGCAGCCGGGCCGCGCGCCCCAAGGACCUCCCCCGGGACUGGCUGUGGGGGGGCUGUGGGGACAACGUGGACUACGGGUACCGCUUCGCCAAGGAGUUCGUGGACGCCCGUGAGAGGGAGAAGAAUUACCCCAAGGGCUCGGAGGAGCACGCACGCACCCUCAUGAACCUGCAGAACAACGAGGCUGGAAGACAGGCGGUGUACAACAUGGCGAAUGUGGCUUGCAAGUGCCACGGCGUAUCGGGCUCCUGCAGCCUCAAGACCUGCUGGCUUCAGCUGGCUGACUUCCGCAAGGUGGGCGAGUUCCUCAAGGAGAAGUACGACAGCGCGGCUGCCAUGAGGAUCAACCGCAAAGGCAAGCUGGAGCUGGUAAACCAGCGCUUCAACCCGCCCACCCCUGAGGACCUGGCGUACAUGGACCAGAGCCCGGACUACUGCCUCCGCAACGAGAGCACCGGCUCGCUGGGCACCGAGGGCCGUCUCUGCAACAAGACCUCUGAGGGGAUGGACGGCUGUGAGCUAAUGUGCUGUGGCCGGGGCUACGACCAGUUCAAGACCUACCAGUACGAGCGCUGCCACUGCAAGUUCCACUGGUGCUGCUACGUCAAGUGCAAACGCUGCACUCAGAUUGUGGAUCAGUUUGUCUGUAAAUAGAACCCAGAGAUUGAUCGAGGCAACCAAGAAACAAAAAAAAAAAAAACAGACAUAAAAAAAGAUUUAAUAAAUAAAUAGAAGAUAAUAAUAAUUUAAUAAGAAAAAAAAACAAAAAAAAAUAUUUUUAUAUAGUGUCAAAACCCCACAACACAGCCCCUCUAUCCAGGACAAAAUGCUCUCCAUAAACCAGCUUACUGGCCCGACUGAAAUAUCCAGUGUGGGAUACUGGCUGAAACUAAUUUCUCUCCUCAGAAGCCUUCCCUUGCACUAAAUCAAGUUUUGAGUCCAGUGUACUGGAUGGGUGCGUUUGAUCAAAUCCCAGAAGCCAAGCACAAAUCAGUAAUACCAACAUAUUGAGGAAUAUGACUGUAGUAUAACCCCUAUCACACCCACAGUCUCAAGUUUGGAUAUAGAGCUGGCUGUGUGACUCGUAUGAGACUUUUGGCCUGUUUGCAGUCUUCAUCGGAUUGCUCCCCUUGCAAGCUCUUUCCGGUUGCCCCUCGUUGUUCACCCUGGAAACCGCGCGUGGUGUCUGAAAUCACUUCAAUUUAUAAUUAUUUGUAUUUCACUCGAACAGAGAAUGGCAUCCUCAACCGAGGCAGGGCCUGAACUUGUGCCUCAAAAUAUUCACAGUGAAGAUGUGGAUAUAGUUACACUGUUGGAAAACGCUCUCGCAAGAAAGGACGGUCGUCGGGGGGGAAAAAAACUGUACAUGACCCCAAACGUUUACGUAGCAAACCUGAGGACACAAAGUUAUUGUGAGCAAACUAUGCAUGCUGUAACUGUAAUGAGAAUAUGGAUGGACUGUUAAGCUCACAGGUGACCACAACCUGCAACCACACAGAGCUUUAAGCAGUAUAUUUUGCUGGAUUGAAUUACAAAGGUUCAGAUUUGUUGUGACUUAUAAAACAAAUGGCCACGUCUCCAGGAAAGCACAAAGAAGAAAAAAAAGCAACUUUCCAUCAUCAGCCAAGUUCCAGACGCAAGGAAGUGACUGUAAGAGUUGCACCAGUGAACUGUGGGAGCUGUAGUUUUCUUAGGCACAGGAGGUCGAAAUGCAUACAAAUUUAACGGUUUGCAGAGAAUUGCUUUUUCACCCAGAAAUACAGAGUAGGUUGGGGGUGUGUUAUUAAAAUAGGGAGCCUAACCAUGUUGUAACCAAUGUAGGUAUCAAUUGUGAAGGCUUAUAGAGUGAGGCCUAAAGUAAAAUGGGUCCCUUGGGGCAUUGACGUUACCAUAGCAAUUAAACAAGGCCCAUGAUCCCCCAUACCUGCCGGUCAGAGAGGGGACUAGAGACACAGAUGGGAGUUUACAACAUUCUUUUAUAAGAGGCUAGUCCACAAGAAGAUGUAAAGGAAUCCUUGAGCAAAUUUUAGAGUCUCAUUGUGAGCAUGCAAAACAGUGGGCAAAUCUGCAACCAAAGGACCAUUCCAGUCUAGUCUAGGGUUGUUCCAGUUAGGGCCCAAAUAUAUACAUGCAUAUGUAUAGCUCAUAUGAUUCCCAAAGUGCAUUGGACAUGUAUUGCAGACUGUGUAACACAUGUGUCUGUGAGUGCUGUGGAAAGACUGAUGGAAUAUUUCUGGGGCUGGCUGGAAUGGGUGAUUGGCAUCAGGUUUAGGCAGCCAUGCAUGAUGUUGUACAGACGUUCUGCAGGGAGAUGGGACUAAAGGAAGGGUUCAUGGGGUGGUACAGCACUUCUGUUCCAGUUGCAAUGAUCUAAAACCUGGAUACAGAUGAAUGGCACGCCUCACAGUAGCAGGGCACCAAUGCAGCCUCAACAGAAUGUUACAAGCUGUCUGACGGUUGUGUGUUUUACACUUUUGCUACCCCCUAUUGCAGUUCCUGUCACUGAGGUAACUCAUCCAUCUUAGACUCCAUACUGCCUUUGUAGGUGGAUUUAACACACUUUAAGCAAGGCAUGCAGUAAGAGAGAGCAAACAAACCAUCCUUUACAAGGCAUGCAAGCAGCAGAACCACCUGGUUUUUGUAUAUGUGAAAACUUUAAGGGUGAAAUCAAAGAGAGCAAGACAAGGACAAAAAGCAUUGGUAGAACAGAAUAUCUCACUUAUUAAAAAUAAUUAAGAACUAUUUUAUUACUGGCUUUUAUAUCAUAUAUGUGUUGUUUUUCUUCUUGUUUUUUUUUUCUUUUCUUUUUGGUUGGUUUUGAACCAGAUGUUUUUAAGUGCAGUCUUCAGUGCUACUCUGUCCACCCUAGGCCCCUGUCUGGUUUUGUCAUUUUUCUCUUGAGAAGAGCAACUCAGCUUAAACACAGGGGACAGGAUGGUGGUACGCAGGACCAUUGUCUGAUGACUAUUUAUUUAAAGGCCCUGCCUGCCAUCAAACUGACUCUCCCCCCCCCCCCCCCCCCCUCCCCCCCCCCCCCCCCCCCCCUCCAUCCUGACACACACUGUCUCCCAUCCCAGCUACAGACGCACACACAGACUGGGACAAAGUACUUUUAUAUUUUCUUGCAAUCUGUAAAAAUCCUUUGUAAUCUAACACAUGUAAUGCAGACUAUACAACAAAUACAACAUUUAUUUUGUAACCUAAAACAACUGCUGUCUGAUAAGUAUAUAUACUUAAUAUGUAUUUCUGUUUUUUUUUUUCAACCCAUUAACAUUAAAAAAAAAAU
Molecule: messenger RNA, 4797 nt
Organism: Acipenser ruthenus (sterlet)
Lineage: Eukaryota; Metazoa; Chordata; Actinopteri; Acipenseriformes; Acipenseridae
Product: protein Wnt-5b-like
Exons: 5
Coding region: 975-2165 (396 amino acids)
Biological process (GO): cell fate commitment; canonical Wnt signaling pathway; neuron differentiation
Cellular component (GO): extracellular region
Molecular function (GO): frizzled binding; cytokine activity
Source: RefSeq, a predicted model, not a curated record